CUACAAGCAUGCUGUUGAUGUCAGGAGCAGAGGAGGGGAACGUGAGGAAUGGCUGAAAACUGACGGUGAUCUCCUGCAAGGAAACAUACCAGGACAGAAAAAUGAUUGUCCGGUAUGUUUAACUGAAGAUUUCACUGUCACCGGAUCAGCUUCUUAGCGACGCGUUAACAGCCACCGCUAGUUUUUUUUUUCGGGGGGGGGGUUUAUUUAAUGGGACAACGAAAACGCAAAAAACGCAAGGUAGGCUACCGCUCCUGUCGCCAGCACUGCUACUUUAUUUUCAUGGACUAAUACGACACACAGGGGGUUGAGAAAUGUUUCACAGCAAGGUAAAUCGCUCGUCUUCGUCUUCUUUCUAACACUAACUAGACGUUAGCGUGGAUAUUUUUGGUCAGGCUCGUUAAUGUACGAAGUGUUUGAACGUUACAUUUUGUAUUGAAAAGCGUCGGUUAGGCUUCAUCUCUUCAUGCCUCAACCGACCAAACCACAUGAGAAGUCGACGUCCGGAAUAGAUUAAACCACUAACAAAGCCUCCCCUGUCCGCCUUUUUGUGUCGCUUUCACCUGAACCGACGAGGAGAAAAUGCGUGUGGAUUUGUUUUGGAUAUGUUUGUGGUGUUUCCUUCGUCCUGGUGCCACCGGUCAAGGGCAGUCGACGGCCGUUUGUUCGCCCUCAUGCAGCUGCGAUGAAGAUGGAGGUGCAGACUGCUCCGGGAGAGGACUGACCAUCGUCCCAACCGGGCUCAGCGCUUUCACCUACUACCUUGACCUGAGCAUGAACAACAUCACUGAGCUUCCAGCAUAUGUAUUCAAGAACUUCCCCUAUCUGGAAGAACUACGACUUGCGGGGAAUGACCUGUCAUUCAUCCACCCUGAAGCCCUGUCUGGACUGCAUCAGCUCAAAGUCCUGAUGCUCCAGAAUAACCAGCUAAAGACUGUGCCCAGCGCAGCCCUGAAGACCCUUCAUUCUCUCCAGUCUCUUCGCCUGGAUGCGAACCAUAUCACCACCGUUCCAGAUGACAGUUUUGAAGGCCUUCAGCAGCUGCGCCACCUCUGGUUGGAUGACAACAACCUGACGGAGGUCCCCAUCAGUUCCCUGAGACACCAGGCGAACCUUCAGGCUCUGACGCUGGCACUCAACUGCAUCUCGUACAUACCAGACAACGCCUUCACAAACCUCACCAGUCUAGUUGUGUUGCAUCUUCACAACAACAGAAUUAAAGAGAUAGGAGACAACUGUUUUGCUGGACUCUUGAACCUGGAGACACUAGAUCUGAACUUCAACAACCUGAUGGUUUUUCCCAAAGCAAUACAGGCCCUGCCUAAACUGAAGGAACUCGGCUUUCACAGCAAUGAUAUUGCUUCCAUACCUGAACGGGCCUUCCAUAACAACCCCCUGCUGCGAACCAUACAUCUCUAUGACAACCCUCUGUCCUUCGUGGGCGCGUCAGCUUUCCAGAAUCUGUCGGACCUGCACUCCCUGAUGUUGCGUGGGGCCAGUAUGAUGCAGGACUUCCCCAUCCUUACAUGGACUAAUAAACUUGAGAGUCUGACCCUGUCAGGAACCAAGAUCUCGUCCAUCCCCGCUGAUCUGUGUGAGGAUCUCAAGUUGCUUCGGACACUAGACCUGUCCUACAAUGAGGUCGAGGGGCUUCCGUCCCUCCAGGGCUGCGUCCUCCUGCAGGAGAUAAGCUUUCAGCACAAUCAUAUUCAAGAAAUUGAAAGGGACACUUUCCAAGGUCUCUCUGCUCUCCAUUUACUAGACCUGAGUAGAAAUGAAAUCCGGGUUAUCCACAGAGACGCUUUCCUCACCCUUACUGCUCUCACCAACCUAGAUCUGAGUAUGAACUCUCUGACUGUGAUUCCAACGACUGGACUGAGCGCCCUCAGUCAGCUAAAACUCUCAGGGAACCCACAGAUGAAAAAUGUGCUGACAGCAAAAAACCUACCCAAACUCAGGUCCAUCUCUGUCCCUUACGCCUACCAGUGCUGUGCAUUUGUUGGAUGUGACUCAAUGACGAGUUCCUCUGAGGAAAAUGACGUAAAGAAAUCUACAGCGGGAGAGGACGUGGAAAGAAUCUCAAUGAUUAUGCACUGCUCCCCUUCACCAGGAGCUUUCAAGCCUUGUGAGCACCUCCUGGGUAACUGGAUGAUUCGUCUGACAGUCUGGUUCAUCUGCCUGGUGUCGCUGGUCUUUAACAGCCUGGUGCUGGUGGCGACCUUCUCCCCCGCACAGCGAGCAGCAAGCCAUUCCCACUCCCUCACUGUAUCUCUCUCUCCAGCCAGGCUGCUCAUGGGGCUGCUGGCCCUGGCCAAUCUGCUUACAGGUGUGUAUGUCGGCGUGCUGACCGUGCUCGAUGUUGCUACCUGGGGCUCCUUCGCGGAGUUUGGUGUGUGGUGGGAGAUGGGGCCUGGCUGUCAGAUCACAGGAGCUCUGGCCGUCUUCUCAUCAGAGUGGGCGGUAUUGUUACUGUCACUGGCAGCUGUGGAGCGUAGCGUUGCCGUGCGGACGAUUCUCGGGAAAGUAAUGAUGUCACCCAGGAGGAACGGCGGCAGCCAUGGCGGAUGCUGGAGAGGAGAUCGACGCUUCAGCCUGGCUGCAGGACUACUGGGGCUGCUGGCUGCUGCUGGAGCCUGCCUGCCUCUCCUGACCUCCAGCGACCAGUCGGCCUCUCCUCUCUGCCUGCCCUUCGCUGGGGGUGAGAGUCCAGCUCUGAGUGUCACAGUGGUUCUGGUGCUGCUCAACGCACUUGCUUACCUGUUCACUGCAGCUGUUUAUACCCAGCUGUACUGCCACCUGGGCAGGGUGGAGCUGGCUGAUCCAGAGCAGACAGGUGCCCUGCGACAUGUAGCCUGGCUCAUCUUUACCAACUGCAUCUUCUUCUGCCCUGUGGCAGCUUUCUCCUUCGCCCCUCUCUUGACUGGCUCUACAGCUGGCGGCCCAGAGAUCGCCAAGUCUGUUACCCUCAUUUUCUUCCCGCUGCCUGCGUGCCUGAACCCAGUGCUGUAUGUGUUCUUCAGCCCGGCCUUCAGGGAGGACUGGCUGAGACUACGCGGCCGCGGAGGUUUCACCAGGGAGGUGAAGGCUGGUGCUGAAAGUCAUGGAGACGAAGGUGGUGGAGGGUCAGAGCUCACAGACGGGGGAUCCUCCACCCACCUGGGCUUUGACUGUGGGGUGUACUCACAGCUUUGUGGAGAGACAGUUGUAUGCGAGCAGUGCGAGGCAGCGCUGCAUGCCAGGACCUGCUCUUCCCCCUCAUCCUCCACAGUCUGUAGACACUUGGUGAAGUCUCACAGCUGUCCCACCCUCCUGGCGGGAGCUGCAGUGUGCCCGCGUGCAGAGGGGUUUUGGGCAGACAGCGGCACUCCCUCCGCUCAGUCUGAGUACGCCGAUGAGGGGGACUCAUUUGUGUCGGACAGCUCGGACCAGGUUCAGGCCUGCGGCAGAGCCUGCUUCUGUCAGACCAGAGGCCUUCCUCUUGUACACUAUUCAUACAAUAUACCUCGAGUCAAGGACUAAGGACGCUUCAGAACUCCACUAUAUGCACAGAUCUCUGUCAUGUGAAUUUAGAUGCUACAAGAAUAUGUAAACCUUUUUAUAUAAAGAAAAAUGUGCCAACUACCCUGCUCAAAGACUAUUGAGCAAGCACUUAAGAAAACAGAUGCAACCAAUCAUUUAAAGGGAACUUGGAUACCAUUUCUAAAUGAGCUGAACUGAGCACAUCAUGUUACACAAUGGUCGACAAAGGAUCUUGCAAUGGAAAAUCUUGCCACCAGUGCCUUCCGAGUGGAUAUCAUGAUUUUGCGAGCUUCAAUUUAUGUGUCGAAGACUUUAUGGUUCCUCUGUUUUACCUGUACUUUUAAGCUUUUUAAAUUUUAAUUGUUAUACAUCAUGUCAAUUUUUAAAGCUUCUCCACAGCAACUGUCGAUUUUAUACUUAGAAAUUUUGUUUAAAUAUAAAUGUAGCAAAUGUAAUAAUCAUCCUAGACUUUCUCUGUUUGAAUGUAACUUUCAGGCGGUCUUCACCCAUCAGAGGGGAAUAAUGUAACGUCACCGAUAACUUCUUCCCUACCUGCGAUCAUACUCUUAUCAGUGUGAGAAUGGUGAAUGCUAGUCUAUAAUAAACACUUCUUUGCUUUAAGUUACUAAGACUGAGAAUGUGAUGAAAGUAGCAGAUAUCACUGUUUUAGCAACAACUAUGCUUGGCGGUUUUGAAAGAUUUUAUUUAUUGUGUGAGCAGCAGGAGUGUCUGGGUGGAGACGAUUUCAGGUGUAUGAAAGGUGGCCUUUGAAUGAUGAAUAUACAAUAUAACCCUAAACAUUCACCAAAACAGAAGCACCUCUUUUUCUUAUCCUUCGCAGAAAGCUAGUACAUACACACAGGUUUAGGUCAUUAUUUUCAACAGUCUGAAGGAAAAUUCCUGUUAUUUUUAAAUCUGGGCCUUUUUUUAUUUAGUAAUUUUUUCAUCAUGCUCUUUGAUUUGGAACAAAGUUUUUAUUUCUUAACUGCAGAGCUAUAAAAAACACACAAACACAGUAAAAUAACACUUAAAUUAGACCUAUUUUAUCUGAUGUUUCAGCUUAUUUUUGGCUUACAGAACAAUGGCUGACCUAUUGCUCUAUUGAAUACUGCGUCAAAAGCUGAAUGAUUAAACAAAGAAGAAGAAACCUAUUAAUUAGUGAGCUUUAGAUAUACUGGUAGGUGGAUUAUGUUCCCUCCAGAUACAUUAAGGCUAGCUGCUUGCGCCUGCUUCCAAACUUUAUGCUAAGCUAACAUAAGCAUACAGAUUGUAUAGAGUGGUUUCUCAUUUCUCAUAUAACUCUGGGGGACAAAAAGAGAAUAUUUGCCAAAAUGACGCAAAAGAAAAAUACAGCCAAACUUUUGUUAUUAUUUUACCCCAUAAAAUAUAAAAGUUUCUUGACAAACAUACAACAAACAGGAAUCAAAAUCACCUUUAUUCACACUAUUUUCAUGAGAUGACAUACAUUUGAUUGAUUAAAACCCAUUUUUAAACAUAAUUUUACUUGUGCACAACAAGUUAAACACAUGAAUACCGUCCAAGUUAAACACGUGAAUGUAAUGUGAAAGCAUCGUGACGUGAACACAGCAGGAGACUGGCAGCCAGCUGAGUCAACAAGAGUGUAUACACAGUGCCAAAAGGUUUGAAAUGGACUAUUAUUACUGAAAAGUGGGUGAUCAUUAACAUUGACAUUUAACGACAUUGUCUACACUGAUUUUGUAUUUAAAGGAUUUUUUUUUUGGUGUUGGUAUACAGUCAGUGUACCUGUUGUACUAUACAGUGAUGUAAAUCGCCAAAUUUUUACCGGAAAAGAAAAUGGGCAUGAUGGAACAAAAGUAGUAAAAUAAGGCCUAUGUUGAAAACAGGAGGAAUUACCUUCAAAGUAAUUAAUUCAGGAAUGUCUUUGCAAUCCAGUUUCAUUAUCAGUGAGUGACUCAGAGACUUGCUGUAUGAUCAUUUAAGUCUGCAUCGUCCACUUUUAUUGUACAGAUCAUCAGAAUAGCAUUUUUAUACUGUAAAGCAUAUAAAUGUAGACAUCUUUUGCCCUGACAGCUGACCUGAGUGAUACUGUGAGUGACGAGGAGUUGACUGAUGUUUGGUGUGCUGGAGCAUGACCGUACACAUUAAGGUGGAUACACCCUCGGAGCGUGUAUCCACAAGUGCACGUCAUGUGAGUGCUCAGGAAUUUAGACAAUGUAGGCAAACAUUUUCUUCCACCAACAAGACAUUCUUGUGCCCUUAUAAUGCACCAUUUAAUUGUAAUCCUUUGGGUUUGUUUUCUGUUUUCAUGUAGUCUCGACUGGGUGUCUAAAAUCUUGCACCAACCAAAAUGUCCGUUGAUUGUUUGAGAUGCCUGAUGUCCCAUCUGGUGAAAAUGUACAAAUCUUUUUUAGUAGUUUGGUUAUUGGUUUUUGUAUUUGUAUGUAAAUUAUUUGAAAAGAAAACAAGUAAUCAAGAAUGGGAUGCUAACCAAGGAAGCUACCUCCUCAACUGUAGUGGCUACCAGCAGUGCUUUGUAAAAGAAUAGUCUGUUUUCAUUUGUUGUUACUUUGUUUGCGUUCUUGGCUUUAUGUUGACACAUGUGGUUGUACAUCAUCAUUUUAGUUAAGUGCAAAUUGUGGGAGGAAUCUAUGUACUGUAUACUGUGAUUUUUUUUUUUUUUUUUUUUUUUUUUUAAAUCAAACUAUAAACUAUGAAUUUUUUUGGUUUAUCUUUUAUAGAUACAAACUUGCAGAAUAAUACGGAUUAUGAAAAGUAUCUCACUUAAUUUCAGUUCAAAUUAAAUCUUGUAGUUUUUCAUGUGAGAUCUCCCCACGUUGUUUUUUUAUUCUGUUCAAGUAGAAAAAUAAUUCUAUAAAUUGUGUAUGAAUAAAAUUGUGUUCACUG
Molecule: messenger RNA, 6405 nt
Organism: Seriola aureovittata
Lineage: Eukaryota; Metazoa; Chordata; Actinopteri; Carangiformes; Carangidae
Gene: lgr4
Product: leucine-rich repeat containing G protein-coupled receptor 4
Exons: 18
Coding region: 583-3519 (978 amino acids)
Biological process (GO): G protein-coupled receptor signaling pathway
Cellular component (GO): membrane
Molecular function (GO): protein binding; G protein-coupled receptor activity
Source: RefSeq, a predicted model, not a curated record